Messenger RNA from Periconia digitata, 1797 nucleotides. The record is from the annotation of a GenBank genome assembly. NCBI's taxonomy places the organism in Eukaryota, Fungi, Ascomycota, Dothideomycetes, Pleosporales, Periconiaceae.
CCGUGUUUACGAAUCGAAUCGCAUGGACUAACUGCAGCUUUUCUUUGGAGAGUUAUGAAGCUACUCCCCUUUCACCAAAAGAUUGCAGCUCCGUCGCCUUUGGUCCUCAGCUUCCUCCGCUCGCAGGUUCGCAAUGCGUUCGAUUCGCCUACGAGCCGAUGCACCGCGGUGAAAAGACAAAAACAUGGUUUCGCAUCGUCGAGCAGGAUCGCGUCGUGUUUGGAUGGAAGCGGUGGUAAUGGACGGAGAGUAGGAGUUAUCCGGACACAAGGGGUAGAGAGCAGGAGGUUUACGGCUUCGACGUCGCAAUGGCGCACGCGCGACGAACACGCCCAGAUACCGCGGACUAGUCUCGCUCUCGUUCCACAUGAACCUUGCUCUCCGCCGUCGUACAGAGCCAGUUUGGAAUCGCGUCGGCCGCUUUCUACGUCGAGCAUUAGCAAGGCUUGGGAGUUGUUUGGUGGACGGAAACGAACGGCGGCGCCGUUACCGCCACCAAAGGAAGUGCUGAGAGAUGCACUGGGGGAUCACACGUCGAGUUACGAGGGCUUAGGUCGUGUGAUGAGGUCUGCGAAUGAGUUGAAAAUGCGCUGUACGGAAUUGGAUGAGCAUGGCAAUGUUACUAUGGUCAGCGGGGAGUUCAAGAAGACUGAACUCAUCGCGAAGUAUGGCCUUUUACCCCGAGAUCUCCGCAAAAUCGACUCUUCACUCCUACCAAACAUACUUAUCCGACCCACCGCUAUCUUGAUCAAUCUCCUCCAUAUCCGUGCGCUGAUCAAGCACAAUCGUGUACUGGUCUUUGAUGCCUACGGAACAACGAAUUCAAAAGCCCAGUCUGUUUUCAUGUACGACCUUGAUCUCAAGCUUCGUCAGAAAGAUACAACUGCGAACGGCACAUUACCUUACGAAAUGCGAGCCCUGGAAGCUGUUCUCAUUAGCGUAACGCUCGGUCUUGAAAAGGAAUUCGAAGGCGUUAGCGAUCCAGUUGUCAGGGUUCUAAUGGAGCUCGAAGAAGACAUUGACAGAGAUAAGCUUAGAUAUCUCCUUGUGUACUCGAAGAAAUUGGGUACCUUCGAACAAAAGGCACGGCUAGUCCGAGACGCAUUGUCAGAGCUGCUCGAGGCCGAUGACGAUCUAUCUGCCAUGUAUCUCUCCGAAAAAGCUGAAGGCAUUCUCCGUCCUGAAGACGACCACACCGAAGUCGAAAUGCUGCUUGAAUCGUACCACAAGAUUGCCGAUGAAAUCGUGCAAUCUGCUGAGAACUUGGUAUCUAGUAUCCGCAACACCGAGGAAAUAGUCAAAGCCAUCCUCGACGCAAACCGCAACUCUCUAAUGCUUCUCGACCUUCGCUUCAGCGUUUGGACCCUCGCCCUAACAGCCGGAACCUUCAUCGCGGCCCUCUACGGCAUGAACCUCAACAGCGGCAUCGAAGAAUCCGAAUGGGGUUUCUACGCCGUAAGCGGCGCAUGCACCGUUCUAGGCGUCUGUGUCUUCGGCUGGGGAAUCCGUCGCCUCCGCGCCGUCCAAACCCUCAGCAUGUGGGGCCACGGCGGCGGCGCAAAGUCCAGCCUCAAAUCCUGGGGUCUCGGUGCGUGGGGCGGACGCAGCACGAACAGAGUCGGUGACGGCGCGUACGGCGGGACGUCGCCGCUCAUGGACGCGAAUGGUGUGGGGGUGAGCAGGAGGUUGAGGGGAGAGGCGAGCUAUGGCGAGCUUAUGCAGAGGGAGAGGGGGGUUGCGAGACGCUUGGCUCGCUCGGAGGCUAGGGCUGAUGGCGCUGCUAAGAGUGGUUCGUGA